Messenger RNA from Electrophorus electricus (electric eel), 4121 nucleotides. It is a transcript of the gene mafaa, whose product is annotated as MAF bZIP transcription factor Aa. Gene Ontology annotation, cellular component: nucleus. Gene Ontology annotation, molecular function: DNA-binding transcription factor activity, RNA polymerase II-specific; RNA polymerase II cis-regulatory region sequence-specific DNA binding. Gene Ontology annotation, biological process: regulation of transcription by RNA polymerase II. NCBI's taxonomy places the organism in Eukaryota, Metazoa, Chordata, Actinopteri, Gymnotiformes, Gymnotidae. The record is from RefSeq and is a predicted model, not a curated record.
AGUGGUGGGAUGCAGAGUACAAGUCGUAAAAGAAAACAAAAGGUGAUUACAGGGAGCUACAAUUUCAUACCCAAAAAAAGUAUAACAAAGGUACCCCAACACAGAAGAGAAGCCACGCAGUUACAACAGGAUAUCUACUGACAGAUUCUAGUGGCGUAAUGCGGGCUGUUAUUGGGGAGUCCCAUCGCUGGAACUUACUGUGAUUUUUAUGUGUGUUCUGGCUGUGUUUCUUGGCGACUUUCUGAACUGAAUCAUUCCACUGGACCCAAGUGGCAAAGUCUUAUGUUCAGUCAAGUUUGACGUGCCGUGCUGUUUGUGACUGUUCUGUACGAGCGAGGAAAGGUUCUGGCCCUGUCCCGAUGAACUAAAUCUCUUCGCGAUUGUUGCUUUGAGGUUUGUGCAAGGACUAAAGCGCAGUGACGAAUAAGGAUAACUGAAAGUGACAAAAGAGUAAAGAAAGACGAAUGUUUCUGAUAUUUUUCCCAAUAAGGACGGUUUGGCAGAAGGCACAAAACAGGACUGAGGUGAAGCGAGGACAAAACAGGUUGGUGGUUCUGAAGUUUCGAGUUUCUGCCGUCCUGGCCAGUGAUAUUAAAGUGUGCGUUUGACCAGGAGAACUUGUCAUCAAGAAGAGCGCAGAGGCUAACUGGCAGGUGUACAAGUUCAUUUACAUGCGUAGUCUACGUAUAUAAAUAGAAGCCGUUUUUUAGGACUAAUCCGACUGUAGCGUUACACCGGCCCUCUCAUAUGUAUUAAACGCACCACUUUCGUUGUGUCUUAUCGGAGACGACUGUCCCAGUGCAACCCACCCGAGUCGCUUUGGCUGUAAGGGUAGGUGUCGUCGCAUGGACUGACAUGGCUACUGAUCUCGCCAUGAGCGCCGAGUUGCCUAACAGCCCCUUGGCCAUAGAGUAUGUGAACGAUUUCGACCUCAUGAAGUUUGAAGUUAAAAAAGAGCCCCCCGAGUCAGAUCGCUACUGCCACCGCCUGCCGCCGGGUUCCUUAUCCUCCACCCCUAUCAGCACACCGUGCUCCUCUGUGCCUUCAUCGCCCAGUUUUUGUGCGCCUAGUCCGGGGGCGCAGCCGGGCCAAAAUCUCGGCAAUGGCAUAAAUAACAACAACAACAACAACAACAGCGGUGGAAACGGCAACAACAAUCAGGGCGUCUCUGGCAAGCCACAGCUGGAAGACCUUUACUGGAUCCCGAACUACCAGCACCACAUUAACCCAGAGGCCCUGAACCUGACCCCGGAGGACGCGGUCGAAGCGCUCAUCGGCAACGCACACCAUCACCACAGCCAUCACCACCAUCAACCCUACGACAGCUUCCGCGGCCAGCAGUAUGUCGGUGAGGACCUGUCGACGGCCUCGGGCGGCCAUCACCAUCCUGCGCACCACCACCACCACCACCACCACCACGGCCAUCACGCGCACGCGCGUCUCGAGGACCGCUUCUCCGACGAGCAGCUGGUCAGCAUGACGGUGCGCGAGCUCAACCGGCAGCUGCGAGGCUUCAGCAAGGAAGAGGUGAUCCGCCUCAAGCAGAAACGACGGACCCUGAAGAACCGGGGCUAUGCGCAGUCGUGCCGCUACAAACGCGUGCAGCAACGGCACAUGCUCGAGACCGAGAAGUGCACGCUUCAGAAUCAGGUGGAGCAGCUCAAGCAGGACAUCGCGCGCCUGGCCAAGGAGCGGGAUCUGUACAAAGAGAAGUACGAGAAGCUCGCGAGCCGAACCUACAGUGGGGGGGGCGGUGGCAACAGUCGGGACCCGUCCAGCGGCAAUCACGGCAAAAGCUCUUCAGCGGAAUUCUUCAUGUGAGAAUCACGCAUGUCGUGGACUUUUCCCUGUACACCAACGUGUUCAUUUUUUAAAAACUUUUAUUUUUAUCUCUUCGAGUGUGCGCCUUUAUUUACAGCGCCUGCUUUUCAGAAAGGCUAGAUCCACUUUGAACUUGUACUAUGAUUACAUAUAGCUAGGCCUACAUAUUUAAAUAAUGAAUCAUGCACACGCCAUAGUUUGUGCGUAUACAUUCACAUGUAGUGUCUGUGCGCAUAUAUUAAGAUAUUGCUCCAUAAGUCUUAAUGGGUAGUGUGCUGUUAUAGAAUCUGUGAACAGACCUCUCCUCCGAACUAAACAUGGGAUCACCUAUCACCUUCAGACGAAAAUCCUUGCUUUUCUGAUUCAGUAGUUUAGCGUAGUGCUUUUUAAAAAUAAUAUGUCUUCAGAGUCACUCAAACAAACCAACUAUGUGUUAAGACUGUACUAUUGUUCUCAGACAUUUUAACGCCACAGGUCAAUUUUGCUUGUCUUAAUGGAUCGACAGCACGAGUCUUAAAGUCAUGAGGAAACUUAUGAAACUGACUUUUUUGAUCGGACUAAAGAAGAAUGCAAGCAUUGAAUGAAGGGAAAUAGCAAUACUUCGUCGUCUUUCUACAAAUCUUUGACAGUGUGUAACUUCAGAGCAACUCAUGAACUUCAAAGGAACGUAUGAGCAUUGCAAGUCAACGUACCCUCAACCCUGCAUGCGGGACAUGUAUGGUAUUUCAAAAUCGCCAAGUCCUUUGUAUCUUCCCAAGACACCCGGAUGAAAAGCAUGGCCCUUUUUCACCCUACACUUUCCUCCUUACCUCUUUCUUCUACUCUAUAAACAUGGUCUAAUUAUGCGUCAGUGUAACUUCCUAUACUGUAGUGAAGAUGCAAGCACCUGCAGCAUACACGCGGUAGUUCAAGAGUUCAGGAAAGUUACAGAAAAUAAUUGCGGCUAACCCAACAACUUCAUUCGGUUUUUCUAAUCAUCAGACUAACGAAAUAAUGACACCCAAACGAACUGAUUCAGAUUUUAGUUAUUUAUUCUCACAUGUAAAUAUGUAGAGAUGAGUUAGCGUGUUAAUUUAAAUUACUUUAUAAAGUCCUUUUCUGCUUGUUUAUUUAAAACGUCUUAAUACAAUGUUUGUAUGUAUAAGCAUGCAAAUGAUCAGCGAUAUUCUAUUCCUAUCGAACAUGUUCAAUAUAAAAAAGAGACGUCUGCGGUACCAUAACAAGAAUAAUUGGGAAUAACCCGAAAUCUAUAUUUAUCGAAUGUGAUAUUGGUACUUGAUCUAGAAUCUCAACAGGGACUUCAGUCGCUGCUAUAUAUCUAUGCAUCAAAUUAUUCCAAAAGAAAUGAACAAACUCAGAUUACCCUGUGAAUUUUGUUUUUCAAUGCAAUACCACACGAAUAGAAAACCUGUAUCGAUGUUAGAUGUGAUAGUUUAAAAACAUUCGCCAUCUUUAAGAGGAAAAUGAUUUAAUGCACAGUAGCCAUGCUUGACAUAAUUAAGAGUUUUCAACAAAAUUAAUGGGGUGGUUCAUUUACAAGAUAUGGAGAUUACUGAAUUAUUUCAUUAUGACAAAACAGUGCUUUGUCAAAUUUCAUGCAUUGUUGGUUAGCUACCUGAACUGACAUGCUACGCUGUUGAAAAGAAUAUCCUUAUCGAGCUCAUUACUUAUCCUAUAGCUGUCAUUACCUUAAUUGCUAAAAGACCGAAUCGUUACAGUUAUUUGAGGACGUAGUUGCCAGGUAGUUGGCAAAGUUUUAGAAGGUUAAUAAAGUUGCGCUCAUUUGGCAAAUCUUCAGAUUUUCUUUUGAAAAUUAAGGAUUACAAACCAUCCAGGUACUUUUAUUUAAAAAAAUAGCGCCGAUAUUAGUAGUCUAUGGAAAAUGAUAUAGGCCUAUCUCAUUUCAGUUCGCUUCACACUUCCAGCUAAAAUUCAAUAACCUGUUUUACACACAUAACUAUGACUUUUCUUACAUGGUGCCUCCACUUAUUGCUUUAUUUGAAUUUUAUUUAAAUUGGUUAGCCGGAACCCUCUUUAAAUUCCCGAUUAAAUUAUAACGCAGUUUUGCUCGCUCUCUUUACAUUGGUUUAACAAGAGGCAUAGGGGCUUGAGAUUACGUAACCUCAUGAGCGAGAUGGUAUACGCCUAUCUGCGCUGUUCUGUAUGUGUAAAAACUGUACAUAUGAUUUCUAUAUAUUUAUUCGAGAAACAUUUAAUGUCCUUACGUGUCAAUACGUUUAAAUUAAAAUGUUUCUGAAUGGAAUGUUGUUCAGAAUAUUGUUUUCAUAAUGUUUAAUAAA